Rhincodon typus (whale shark) is the source of this 1236-nucleotide messenger RNA. Its product is annotated as COMM domain-containing protein 5-like. NCBI's taxonomy places the organism in Eukaryota, Metazoa, Chordata, Chondrichthyes, Orectolobiformes, Rhincodontidae. The record is from RefSeq and is a predicted model, not a curated record. Gene Ontology annotation, cellular component: nucleus. The transcript is spliced from 3 exons. The coding region runs from base 1 to 303 and encodes 100 amino acids.
AUGAAAUGCAACACUGUUUUUGCUUUUAGGCGGUCAGUAUUGGAGACUGCGGCCUUGCAAAACCGGACUCGAUUGCCAACUCUUCAAGAUUUCAGAUGGAGAGUUGAUGUGGCUAUUUCUUCCAGUUCUUUGACCCGUGCCUUGCAGCCUGCUAUACUGAUGCAGUUAAAACUGUCGAAUGGUAACGUCCAUCGUUUUGAAGUCCCAGUUUCGAAGUUCCAGGAAUUGCGGUACAAUGUUGCCCUAAUCCUGAAGGAAAUGAAUGACUUGGAAAAGAGAAGCAUUUUGAAAAUUCAAGAUUAGCAUAUUUGUCAUCAAAACAAAACUGUAAACCAGUGUUAUAUGUCAGGACCUAAUAUACAGAGCCUUUACGUCCAAGGCAAUCUAGCUUUAUUAAAGCUGCCUUACCUAGAAAACUUUUCAUUUUAUUUGUCGCGUUCACAGUCAUCCAAAUCAUUUCUUGUGAACUGUGAUCACUGGUGUGUCACGGCUUCUUGAAUUAAUUUUGGUAUUCAACAGCCUUAAAAUGGCCUGUCUGUCUUUGACGCAAGCUGUAUAUCAGUUAAAGGCUGAGCAACUGGCUUGAUAGAUCAGCCCAAGUCACCCAACUGCACUGGAGUUUAUGUAAUCAGGAAAAUUACAUUGGCAGUAGUCUGUGUAUUGAGUGGUAGAGAGAGGGGAAACUUAAAUUGUGGAGUAAAAUUAAAAAAUGUUAUGCAAGAACUUUAAUAAACAAGACUAAUAGUGUAAGUUACAACUGGAAAAUGAUUAAAGAAUGAGCUUUUCCAUGUUUGAACAUGACCAGCCCUUUUAUGUAAGCUUUUAAGUUGAGUGAUCUUUAGCUUGUACAAUAACAGAUCUAGUUUCAAAUAUGAUAAAAUCUCAAAACUGGUAGAACAUGUUAUAUAAGGCACCAUACUUCGUCAUUUGUUUUUUUAGUAUGGUAAAGUUUCUGACCAGUGCAGAACACAAGCAUUGUGUUUGUGGCUACAAGUCAAUGAAAAAUCCAUCCAUAGAUAGGAAGUAUGUUUGUGUAGAUUCACACAUAUACUAGACUAUUUAUCUUGCUUCAAGGAUCUUGCAUUCGGAUAGAAACUAUUGAUGUCAAAUCUUCAGACGUACACUGUAACAGCCCAGUUGUUUAUCAGUUGAAGCCACAUGCUUUUGGUGUAAGUCUCUCUCCUAAAACUGAUAGGAACUGGGAAACAAUUGAAGUAAUAAAGUGUUUGAACCUGU